AUGAUGGACAUUCAGACCAACCGUGCCUACCAAAAGCAGCCGACUCUCUUCCAAAACAACGAGAGGGUCCUGCUUGGAGAAACUUGCAAGGAGGAGCUCGUGCGUUACUACAAGGAUAUUGGUCUGGGCUUUAAUACACCCAAGGAGGCCACUGACGGUAUCCACGUUGACAAGAAAUGUCCCUUCACUGGUAACGUCUCCAUCCGAGGGCGGAUCCUGUCUAGGGUGGUGACCAAGAUGAAGAUGCAGAGGAGCAUUGUCAUCCGCCGCGACUACCUCCACUACCGCUUCGAGAAGUGCCACAAGAACAUGUCCGUGCAUCUGUCCCCCUGUUUCAGGGAUGUCCAGAUCGGCGACAUCAUCACGGUGGGCGAAUGCCGACCCCUGAGCAAGACCGUGCGCUUCGACGUGCUCAAGGUCACCAAGGCUGCCGGCACCAAGAAGCAGUUCCAGAAGUUCUGA
Molecule: messenger RNA, 462 nt
Organism: Choloepus didactylus (southern two-toed sloth)
Lineage: Eukaryota; Metazoa; Chordata; Mammalia; Pilosa; Megalonychidae
Product: 40S ribosomal protein S11-like
Exons: 1
Coding region: 1-462 (153 amino acids)
Biological process (GO): translation
Cellular component (GO): ribosome; cytosolic small ribosomal subunit
Molecular function (GO): structural constituent of ribosome
Source: RefSeq, a predicted model, not a curated record